GUGAUACCACAACAAGCCCCAAACGUUCCCAGAUGGCCUAGAUUUCCAUGUCGUAACUUAUCCCAAGAAACAUAUCUACAUGAUUGGUAACUGACAGCCUGGUUACAUAGUCACAAUUUCGUGUCUCCAUGCCAAGCCUGGUUCUCGCAGAUCGAGACACGAUCUUGUAUAUCUUCCAAUCACUUUAGCUAGUUCCCCAUCUGAUAUCCAAUCAUAUCUACAAAGUCUAGACAUAGUCUUGAGUUACCUACAUCAUCUCGAACGGGUCUCACCUGAUACUGCUCAUACACCAUUGAUGAGCAGCAUGUUGGCUUGAUAAGUGUCCCCAAACCCCCACAAUCCAGGUCUUGAUCGAAGGCCCUUAACCAAUUUUUCCAUAUAGUUCCUAUAUAUCCUACUUUUAACUGUCUUCCUUCUCCUUCGUCCUCUUCCUCUGGAAACCUAUUUUUUGAUCUAGCUAUAUUUCCUUGCAGUACUGGACAUCUCAACUCUGCACGAGACGUUCUCAAAAGUCGACACCAUGCUCGUCGAUCCAGUUAUGCCUCAGUAUACAAAGCUGAGCAGCUUGCUCCCAACUGCAACUGCCCAUCCAUCCGUGGGUCCGAUUCCCACAGUUAUCCCAGACUUGCCUGUUUACCAAGAGCUUGGCCAUGCUGGACAUGUUGCUCUGUGGGUAGGCUUCAUUAUUAUGCUCCUAUCCACUCUCGCCUUUAUUAGCAUGGCGUGGCGUGUCCCAGUGGAAAAGCGUGUGUUCCAUAUUAUAGCGACCUUCAUUGCGGCAUUCGCCACUAUCUCAUACUUUGGUAUGGCUACUGGAGGAGGAAAUUCGUUCGUGCAUAUGGUAGCCUCGAAUUGCCACAAACACACCGACCCAGUACAAGAUGUUGAUGUCUUCCGGCAACUAUUUUGGGCCAGAUAUGUCGACUGGCUCCUUACGACCCCUUUGAUACUUCUCAGCCUUGCACUACUUGCUGGACUUAAUGGCGCCGAUAUCCUCGUCACCCUCGUGGCAGAUGCCGCCAUGAUCCUCACCGGCCUUUUCGCAGCUCUCGGCGAGACCAAGGGACAGCGUUGGGGGUUCUAUAUCAUUGCGUGGUUGGCGUACCUCGUCGUGGUCUAUCAACUCGUCAUUGGAGGCCGACGUAACGCAUCCCAGAGAGGUAGUGGAACCGCCAGGUUUUUCGGUGCCGUUGGAGGAUUCAUUCUUGUUCUCUGGACAAUUUAUCCAAUUAUAUGGGCUCUCGGAGCUGGAAAGGGUAAAUUGUCAGUUGACUGCGAGAUUAUUUGGUACGUUGUGCUUGAUGCGUUGGCCAAGCCAGUGUUUGCUUUGUGGCUCCUGUCCACCCAUGCUCGAACCGCCCCGACCAUUGGGGGAUUCUGGAGCCAUGGCCUAAACAAUGAGGGCGCUCUACGUCUUGAUGAUGACGAGGCUGCUUAAAUGGUAUUCCUCGAGAAACCCAAUAUUAAUAGUUCAUAAUUAUUGGCCGGCGGAUUGGACAUGGGUAUGAAGAGAGCAUGAACGUUUGGCGCAGUUAUCUGGAACUCUUUAGCAAAAUACUGGCCUUGACAACAGGAUAUUUCUAUACAAAAACUAGCUGCUUCAUAUUAAUCAAAUGCAUAUUUUUU
Messenger RNA from Pseudogymnoascus destructans, 1626 nucleotides. RefSeq lists its product as uncharacterized. The record is from RefSeq and is a predicted model, not a curated record. NCBI's taxonomy places the organism in Eukaryota, Fungi, Ascomycota, Leotiomycetes, Thelebolales, Thelebolaceae. Gene Ontology annotation, biological process: monoatomic ion transport. Gene Ontology annotation, cellular component: plasma membrane; endoplasmic reticulum. The coding region runs from base 521 to 1438 and encodes 305 amino acids. The transcript has 3 exons. Gene Ontology annotation, molecular function: monoatomic ion channel activity.